Messenger RNA from Drosophila kikkawai, 1072 nucleotides. Its product is annotated as transcription factor Ouib. Gene Ontology annotation, cellular component: nucleus. Gene Ontology annotation, molecular function: zinc ion binding; DNA-binding transcription factor activity, RNA polymerase II-specific; RNA polymerase II cis-regulatory region sequence-specific DNA binding. NCBI's taxonomy places the organism in Eukaryota, Metazoa, Arthropoda, Insecta, Diptera, Drosophilidae. Gene Ontology annotation, biological process: regulation of DNA-templated transcription. The record is from RefSeq and is a predicted model, not a curated record.
UAAACUGUUGAGCUCACGCACACACACACAUACUGGCAUGGAACGUAAACAAUAAACAAUUAACUUAAAAAUAGAAAAGCUCAAAAUGCCAAAUAAAAACUGUCGCAUUUGCUCUGGACAGGAGGCUCCAAUUAACAUUUUUGAGCCUGAAAAUAUUCACUUGGUUCGCCAAAUUCUGUCCAUUACGGGAGUAGAGCUAAGUGAUAGAGAAGAACUCUCCAAACACCUGUGCCUGGCUUGCCUGGGUGAUCUCAACGUAGCUAUUAAGUUCCGCCAACGCUGCAUUAUAUCCGAGAAGCAGAAUCUGGAGAGGAUCGAGGCUGUCCUCAAACAUAACUCAAUACAAGCAGAGGAGCAGCAGGACAUAGAUGAUACCGAAAUCGAGUUGUAUUUCAGCAGGAAAGAUGAAGUUACUCUAAGCCUGGAACCCACAGAAACCUUUCCAAUUCCUGGAGAAUCGGAAAAAGUGGCCAAACCAAAACCAGUUGGCCGAGGUGGACCCUAUGUCUGUGGAGAAUGCGGGAAAAGUAUUAACUGCAGGUCAAACUUUUUAGAGCACAAGCUCAGGCAUACGGGCAUCAAGGAUUUUCAUUGUCAGUUUGGAUGCGGCAAGAGCUUUGUCACCCGCAAGGAACUGCUUCGCCACAAUCGUACCCACACCGGCGAGAAGCCCUUUGCCUGCAUCUACUGUCCUUUGCGGUUCUCGGACUCCAGUGCCCGUCAGCAGCACCAUCGUCGCCACCGGGACGAGCGCAAUUUUCAGUGUGAGAUCUGCGAGAAGAGCUUCAUCAGUUCCGGAUGCCUCAACAAGCACAAAGUGGUGCAUUCCUCGGAGCGCCAGCACUAUUGUAAAAUCUGUGAUAAGAGCUUUCAAAGGAAGUCCAACCUGCGUAAUCAUAUGACAACCAUUAAUCACCUGGAAAUGGCAAAUAGUUUAGCGUAAAAUGUACAUAAACUAUAGAUAUUUUUUAUAUUUAAAAUAUUCAUAAAUAAUGUAAGAAUCUUUCGAUCUCUUUUUGAAUCUGCAAAGUGCAAGUAUUUUGUAACUUUUGAUUAAAACCAUAACUUGUAA